Messenger RNA from Tetrahymena thermophila SB210, 1179 nucleotides. RefSeq lists its product as hypothetical. Lineage: Eukaryota; Ciliophora; Oligohymenophorea; Hymenostomatida; Tetrahymenidae. The record is from RefSeq and is a predicted model, not a curated record. The transcript has a single exon.
AUGGAUACAAAAUAAGAUAUUAACUUAUUUGCUCCUAAAGGAGGUUAAGUAGCAGAAGAAAAUAUAGAUGAAAAUAUAAUAGAGGAUGAAAAUAUUUAAAACACAGAACCUGAGUUUAGAAAUACCUAAUUUGAUAUUAACCCAUCUUAAAAAUAAAUUUAAUAACUUGUUUUUGAUUUAUCAACAGAUAGAAAAGGGCAAAAACCGCUUGAAUUCAACUUUCUAUAAGAUCAAAAUUAAGAUAAUUUAAAUAUAAAUAUGAUAGAUUUUAGAGGAGGAGAUGAUGCGGAUUUAAAUCACAAAUUUAUGACUGAAUAAAGCAUUUAGUCGUUUUAAAGGACUAUAUUAGAAAGACUUUCAACUUAGGAGCAAUCUUUUGGAAAAUGGCAAAAGGAGAGCUUUAAAUCUUAAGGAAUAAAAUUUUCAGCUGACUUUAGAGAACUCUAUGAUCCUUCAGCAGUCGGAUCUGAUUGUGUAUAAAUAAAUAAAAUUACUAACAAUUACAAUACGCAAAAAAUUCGUUUUGAUUUAUUAAGUGAAAAAAGCUGGAAUAAACCAGAUUUAAAGUAGGAUGUUAACAGUGAUGGACUCUCUAUUGUUGAUAAAAUUGUUAAAUUUUAAUGCAAGUUAAAUUAAAGAGCACUAUCAACUAUUAUUUCAGCUUAAUUUAGACUAAGAGGAAAUUCUUAGUUCAAUAUUUUGCUUCGUACAACUAAUCUCGAAAACGAAGAGUCCAGUCUUUUGAGAUUUGUAAAGGAAGGAUAUGGAUAUGAUAUGAGACUUUAUAUUUUACUAGGGAGGUAUGAUACUUAGUAAAUGGAGUAUUUAUUCAUUAAAAAGUGUGAAGUGCCAUUAAUAAAAAUAAGUGAAGAUCAUGGGAUAAGUGAUUACUUAGAUGUUAAUUUUAGAGCUGUGGAUUUAGGCAACGAUCAGCUUAAUUUAAGAGCCUAUAUAAAUGGAAAUAUUUAAGAUGCAUUUAAAAUAAAAUACAAACAAAGUUUGAUUCCUAUUUUCGAUAAUUUCUCAAUAUAUAUGAUAGGUACAGGAGAAGAUUUAGCCGUUUCUAGGACAUUUAUUGAAUAAGUUGAUAGAUAAGCAUAUAUGUAAAGAAAAGAUAAAAAUUGUACCAAUUCAGCUAAAUGUUAUUGUAAUUUACUUUAAGCGAGCUUCUCUGGUUGA